GUGCUGGAGGAGGGGGAGGAGGAGGACGGGAAGGUGGCCCCGAGGCAGCACCAGGGUUGCCACCAGCAGGGAGUGGGGGUGGAGGUGGAGGUAACAAUGAUGAAUUUAAGCUGGAAGGAGGAGGUGGUGGAGGUGGCGGAGGUGCAGGUGGUGCUUGCUUUUGAAAAGAGUCAAGAGUACUGGGUCCAGAAUGCAGCUCCAGACUUGUACUUAAACCUGAACGCAUUCUGCCAAACGGAGGAGGUGGAGGAGGCGGUGGCGGAGCUAUAUGUGAUAAGUUAGAAGGGGGUGGUGGUGGAGUGGGAACUUUACUUGUGGCAGGAG
Molecule: messenger RNA, 324 nt
Organism: Linum tenue
Lineage: Eukaryota; Viridiplantae; Streptophyta; Magnoliopsida; Malpighiales; Linaceae
Source: the annotation of a GenBank genome assembly